Arabis nemorensis is the source of this 351-nucleotide messenger RNA. The record is from the annotation of a GenBank genome assembly. Lineage: Eukaryota; Viridiplantae; Streptophyta; Magnoliopsida; Brassicales; Brassicaceae.
AUGGGGACGAAGGCAAGAACAACGACUCUAGUUUCGGAAGAAGAAGAAGAGACUCCUCUCAGAGGCAUAUUCUGUCUUAAAACCAGACAAGACAUGAAGAGAAUCGAGGAAACUGAGGACUGUUUCAUACUCGAUUUCGAUCCUUUUGAUUGCUUCGACCUGACAAGACUCUCUAUAUCUGGUGAUAACGAUCUUGCUAUAAUCCAUGAGACAGGCCAGUGUUACUGUUACGUUUGCGAUAAGCCUGCUCCUUGUGCACAAUGGAAGUCUUCGCACUGCAAUGCUUCAGCGGAUUCUAUGGAGCGGAAGUUACUGAUCCCUGAGAAUGAGAGCUACUCUAACGCUGAUUAA